AUGCCUGGCUUUUCGGAUUCUUUCUGGACCCCGGACUAUGCGACCGGUCUCGGGGUUCUGUAUGGGAAGUUGCAGCAGGGUGUGGUGGAAAACAAGCAGAUUCUAACUAUUGCGUCCAUGAGGGCUGAUGCGGAGGAGCAAUAUGGCCUCCGCAUGGGUGACAUUGCGCCUAGUGUGGAUCGCUUGACAGGUGCGGGAUUCAACAAGGAUGACGGAGCAAGUGUGCGAAAGGCAUAUGAAGGUGUCCGCACUGAGAUGAUCGAAGCCUCCAGGAAUCACCAAAAGAUCGCCAAUAACAUCCGAGAACUCGUCGUGGCGCCUUUCCGACGCUGGAGCGACCAGCAUGAAUACCGUGUCGGGGCAUCCCACGAUAACCUUCAGGCUCGGAUCAAGGAACACACCAAGCAGGUAGAAUUGGCGAAGAAACUGCGCAGCACCUAUUUCAACAAGUGCCGUGUGUUGGAGGACUUGGAGGAGGAGAACAAGCUUGCUUUCCAGGACCCCGAUACGAGUCCUAAGCUCAAACCCAUGCCGAAGAUUGUUCUUCCCACUGAGGAAGAGCCCGAAGAGGAGCCCGUUGAGUUGGGAGACCGUACUUUCUCACCGGAAGAGAUCAAGAAGAUUCUCUUGCACAUGCUGAACAACAUCCGAAUUGGCGAGGCGAAGGUGCCUAUCAUCGGUACCUAUCAAAACACAUCAACCGGCGCAGACAUUGUCGAGUAUGUUCAGACCUACAUGGAAGCCACCAACCUCGCUCAGGCAGAACGAAUCGGUCAGGAUCUCGUGGAUGGCGGUUUCCUCCGGUUGAUUGGCAACAUGGGCAGUGUCUUUGCCAACAGCUCCAAGAUGAACUACCAAUGGCGCAGCAAGGUAUUCCAGCUUACCGGAAUUCCUGAAAAGAAGAGGCCUUUGAUGCGUGUUACCUCGGUCGCUUCGAGCGAAGAUGGAAGCGUCGCCGAGUCUCCUAUCAACUCGGUUUCGGAAAUUCUGGCUGGCUGGAACCCUCUUAACAACCCUUACCCUAAUGAGACUCCUUCGGAAAAGCUGCGGAGAGAGGCCAUGGAAGCUGACGAGCGCUACAAGAAUGCCGUGCGAAGACUUGACCAAAUUCGGUGCCGCUUGGAGGAAGAUGUUAUCGAGAACCUGCGCUUCAUGGAACAGUGCGAGCUGGACCGCCUCAAGGCCAUCAAAGCUGUAGUGCUCGACUUCUCCGGGGCGAUCAGUAACGUCAUUCCCAAUCUCCAGAGCACCGUGGACCACAUGAUGCUCUACCAGGAGACUAUCCAGCCUCUGGGAGAUCUGAGAUACCUCCUUGAGAACUACCGCACCGGGGGCUUUGUUCCCAAAGUGCAGGCAUACGAAAACUACUAUGGCUCCGUUGAGGAGCAAAACUUUGGCGUCGACCUUGAAGCCAGGGCUCGAGUUGACCGCAAACGUGUCCCCAUCUUGGUGACAACUCUUUUGACUUACCUGGAUAAUCGCUACCCCGAACUCGAGGGUGACGAGGCCCGACGUGCCAUUUGGCUUCAUAAUCCUCCGCUUUCCAUUACGCACCAGCUGCGUAACAUUCUGAACAACAGCAAAGUGGAUUAUCGCGAAGUCCUGCCCAAAUUUGAGAUACCCAUUGUUGCUAGCGUUUUGAAAUUGUACCUUCUUGAGUUGCCAGACUCCCUUGUUUCUUCGCAAGUCUACGAAAUCGUCAAGACUAUAUAUUCGACCACCGCUCACGAGACCACGGAAGAGGGACGGAUCAAGGUCCUGCAGAGCACGCUUGGACAACUCCGUCUCGUCAACAUUGCCACGCUUGAUGCCAUCAUGACCCACUUUACACGCCUGGUUGAUUUGACCUCGGCUGACGAACAAUACAUUGCCUCGUUGGCUCAGAUUCUAUCGCCCUGUGUUCUCCGACCUCGCACUGAGAGCAGCCUGACCAUGGACGAGCGCCACAGCUACCGCCUGAUCCGUGAUUUGUUCGCGCACAAAGACUCCAUCUUCGGUGAACUAAAGCGCCAAUCCAGUGCACUGGGCGUCUCCGCCUCCAGCCGCCCACGAGCCAUUAGCACAGACGAGAGCAACCGCCGUGCCGCCAUGGAAGCCCGCCAGCGUGCCAUCGUCAACCGCAGUCGUGCUACCAGCCCUUCAGGUCGUCGCGCGCACCGUCGUGACCGCUCCAGUGGCGCUUCAGAGAUUGGCCGGUUCCCUAUCAACGUGUCAAGCCCAGCUGAGCGCCGCACAACCCGUGGUACCAGCCUGGACGUGCCCAUUAACGGCUCUCCCACGGCCGGUGAGCACCCUACCGUAAACACCGCCGUAGCCAAUGAUUCUAUUUCAAACGGCACUCCCGUCGAGUCUCCAGCCUCUGUGCCCGACAACGCCAGUGCCAGCGGCUCCGACGGCUCCGUCAGCCCGCCACCUCCCGGCGAGACGGUUUCUGACGGCUCGCCGACCCCAACCCCAACACCCGCGGCAAUCUCCAGCGAAUUUGAAAAGCGCGCCUCGAUCCCCCGCUCAGUAGGCGGUCGAUACACCCGCAAACCAGGCCUCGGCAGCCUCUCCAGCUUCCCCACUUCAGCCGGCUCCGGCACAGAAAGCCAGCGAAGCAGCAUCGCCGAAAGCGAGCCCAAGGGCGUAACCCUGGAAGACAAGCCGAUGGAUGACUAA
Molecule: messenger RNA, 2661 nt
Organism: Penicillium atrosanguineum
Lineage: Eukaryota; Fungi; Ascomycota; Eurotiomycetes; Eurotiales; Aspergillaceae
Product: GTPase-activating protein RGD2
Exons: 4
Coding region: 1-2661 (886 amino acids)
Biological process (GO): cytoskeleton organization; small GTPase-mediated signal transduction
Cellular component (GO): plasma membrane; division septum; cytoplasm
Molecular function (GO): GTPase activator activity
Source: RefSeq, a predicted model, not a curated record